Aspergillus ibericus CBS 121593 is the source of this 1033-nucleotide messenger RNA. RefSeq lists its product as uncharacterized. The record is from RefSeq and is a predicted model, not a curated record. The transcript has a single exon. Bases 285 to 941 code for a protein of 218 amino acids. Lineage: Eukaryota; Fungi; Ascomycota; Eurotiomycetes; Eurotiales; Aspergillaceae.
CGAGAACCGGCUUCUUCCACGCGGCCUUGACGGAGGCACCUGACCAGUAUAUAAUCCACUAUAUCUACACUCCAACUUCCUCCCGACUCGCUGCCCCGUUUCCCUCGCCAAUCUUUCCCUCGGCUUUGACAUCAUCACUAUUGAGAACAAUUCAUUCCCCCCCCCCGCCCCUACCGACUCGGUUUCUAUUCACUCCCUCUCCCAUCUGAGUCGUCAUUGAUCGCCAUUCACCGUCCCUCCAUCGCUGUCUCUUGUUCUUUAUUUACCCUUGAAAUUCGGCCACGAUGCGCUCCAAUCAACCCUCCUCGCACGGGCUCUCGCUGCACACCUCGUUCCCUUCCGAACGAGCCUGCGCCGCCGACUGUUGCUCCAUGUCGAUAACCUCCACUACCGCCUCGACGGUCCCUCCCCAUCCUCCCGUCGGUCCGUCGUCCUCGUCUACGACACCGACUCCGCUCAGCUCCACUACCGCCAGUCCCACUUCCUCGCCCACUUCGUCGCCCUACCCCUUCCGCCGCUUCCACCACCGCCUCAGUCUCACUCGCGACCCCAUCAACCUGAAUGGCCACCACCACCACCACUGCCACAACAAUACUUCCUCCCCCUCCAGUCGCAGCCAAAGCCCCUUCCGCCUCUCCUACUCGUCCCUCCUCCGUCGUCCCUCGUUGAUGCUCCUCCGUCGUCGCCCCUCCAAGGUUGACCUAGCCCUGUGCGAGGAACGGUCUCGAUGCGACGAAGACGCCAUCGAGCGGCAGGGUCUAGAUCUUAUGGAGCCGCGCCCGGUGGAUCCACUCGGCUUUUCCAUGGAUAGUAUGGACGCCAGUGUCUUCUCGUCCGGCUCGUCGAUGGUGGGCGAUCGCUCCUCGACACAAAGUUUGUCCGUUGCGCAACCACGCUUCGUCAUGGGCGGCAUUUUCGAGGUCCUGGAGGGGAGUGGCUAGCCUUGCCGACGAAAAUGUCUCUGUUUCUCCCUUGCUUUGCUUUGCCACUUGGGUUUAAUAAGGGCUGUUAUUCCUGGUGCUUUGCUUUGCUU